AUGCUCGGUGAUUCUUACACGACCGCACUACGUCGGCUCCAAUCCAUGGAGAAAAAGUUCGCUGUCGAUGACGAUCUUCGUGACGCUUAUCAUGCGUUCAUGAACGAUUACGAAAGCCUAGGUCACAUGGAGGAGGUGAUUCCGUCCACGUCGCGUAGCCUACAAUUUUUUCUACCCCACCAUGCCAUCCAUCAUCCAGAAAGCACAACAACCAGGACACGCGUGGUUUUCGAUGGAUCCUGCCGAAGUUUCAACGGGUUGUCGCUCAAUGAAGUUUUGUAUUCCGGUCCGACGAUUCAACCAGCACUGUAUUCGACCGUUAUCAACUUCCGCAUGCCUCGCUACACCGUCACAGCCGACGCCGAAAAGAUGUUCCGGCAAACCUGGGUGCAUCCAGACGACCGGCAAUAUCAGCAAAUCCUUUCACCCUUCCGCGCUGCUCGUGUACUUCACCAACUGGCCAACGACGAAGGAGAGAACUUUCCACUUGCGGUCCCCGUAGUACAAAAGGGAAUGUACGUUGACGACGUACUCACCGGCCACGACGACCGAGAAACGCUUGCGGAAACUUGUCAUCAAUUAAAAGAAAUGCUCCAACAAGCCGGUUUGACGCUCAGGAAGUGGGCGACCAACGACACCGCCGUGCUCUCAGAGAUUCCUCAUCAACUGUGGGAAACUUCGUCGGAGCUGGAAAUCGAUCGAUCGCAUUCCGUGAAGACCUUAGGACUCAUUUGGUUUCCUCAGUUGGACACCUUUAGGUUUAAGGUACCGGAUCUGCCACCGCUAAUCGGUGUAACAAAGCGGGUUGUAGUAUCCGAGAUGUCCCAACUGUUCGAUCCACUGGGCCUUUUGGGACCUGUAGUUGUAAAGGCCAAGAUGUUUGUCCAAACAUUGUGGGCAAAAAAUUUGAAGUGGGAUGAAGAACUGUCCGAACAGUACACCGCCUGGUGGAUUGAUUAUCGCUCGGAGCUCAACCAACUACAAAAUCUUUCCGUGCCACGCAGAGUUGUGCACAAUCGGCAGUACAGUUUACACUGCUUUUGUGAUGCUUCAAAGACAGCAUACGGUUGCUGCAUUUAUACUGUUUCUCGUGACGAGUUCGGACAGCUUCACAGUCAUCUACUAACUGCCAAGUCCCGAGUCGCUCCCCUACGUGGACAAUCCAUUCCUCGACUUGAACUUUGCGCUGCACUGCUCGGUAGCCAGCUUGCCGACAAAAUCCAGCGCACUACUAAUUUCAACGAACCGCCAACAUUCUGGACGGACUCGACGAUCGUGCUGCACUGGAUCAAGUCGCAGUCUAAUGUUUGGAAGGUGUUUGUCUCGAAUCGCAUCGCAGAGAUUCAGCGUCUUACAAAGGGCCGUACAUGGAGGCACGUGCCAACGGAGCAGAAUCCUGCGGACCUUAUCUCCAGGGGAAUGAUGACAAGCCAGAUCUUGAAUGAUGAAUUGUGGUGGCAUGGACCGUGUUUCCUGAAGGACCCCGUCGAUAGCUGGCCAGAGUGCACAGUUUCGACGCCAAACGCUCAGGACUUGCAGCAAGAAGCCUGUCCAGUCAUCGCAUUCCUCAGCAACACCGUUGAGUUAUCAUUAUUCGACCGCUUCUCGGACCUCUCCAAGCUAGUCCGCUUCGUGGUUCUAAUGUAUCGUCGUAUCAACAAUGCCAGACUCCCUCGAGGCAAACGUAUGAGCGGUUCACUGACUCCAGAAGAAUGUGAACAUGCGCUCAAGAUCCUCGCCCGUCAAGUCCAGUCUUUAUCGUUUCCGGCCGAAGUGCGCUACUAUCGGAAUUCACAAGGCACGAACACCGGUGCAUCCAUUGUCGCGUCGAAAUUACCACUCAAGGACAUGAAGCUGUUUAUGGACCAGUUUGGGUUGCUCAGGUUGCGUGGAAGACUAGCCAACAUGAGAGUACCCUUCGACAAUCGCUUUCCGAUACUGCUUCCAGCCGAGCAUCGUCUUACCUGGCUCAUUGCCCGGUCCUGUCACAUUCGAACACUGCAUGGCGGGCCUACUCUAACACUUGCUACGAUUCGCCAGCGAUUUUGGCCGCUCCGGGGUAAACAGAUCGCCCGCAAGAUAGUACGUGAAUGCGUUACUUGUUUCCGGUGUCAACCACAGCUGGCUCAACAAAUCAUGGCACCAUAUCCAUCUGUCCGCUUAUCACCAGCUAGACCCUUCAUACACUCUGGUUUGGACUAUUGUGGGCCGUUUCUCGUUCGUCCGUUAAGUGGACGGGGCGCGUCGGUAAGGGUUUACGUCGCGUUAUUCGUAUGUCUCGUAGUGAAGGCCGUCCAUAUCGAAGUCGUUGCAGAUUUGUCAUCCGUCGCCUGUAUUAACGCCGUCAAACGAUUCGUUGCCCGUCGCGGUCGCGUGCUCGAACUACAUUGCGACAAUGCGACUGCCUUCGUCGGGGCAGACCGAGAACUUCGGGAGACACGCACGAAGUUCCUCCGCAAAUUUCGUUCCAAGGACUGGGACAACUACUGCGUAGGAAGUGGAAUAAAAUUCUGUUUUAUUCCGGCCCGCUCGCCGCAUUUCGGCGGCAUCUGGGAAGCCGGAAUCAAGUCGUUCAAGCACCACUUCCGUCGUAUCAUGGGCAACCGCUCCUUCACCGUGGACCAGCUCCAAACCGUCGUAGCCCAAAUUGAGUCGGUGUUAAACUCCCGUCCCCUUUCUCCGCUUUCAGAUUCUCCCAACGACUGCGCUGCGUUAACUCCGGGCCACUUCCUCGUUGGCGAGCCUCUCAUUGCUCUACCGGAACCGGACCUGGUAAACGUCACCACAAAACACUUGUCCCGCUACCAAGAGAUGCAGCGGUCGGUUCAGGACCUCUGGCGCCGUUGGCAACUAGACUACAUCAGCCAGCUCCAACAACGGACAAAAUGGAAACGAACACACUCCAAUGUUCGCACUGGUCAAUUAGUACUGGUGAAACAGUCGACACCGCCUCUCCAGUGGCCAUUGGGGCGAAUUUUCGAAACCAUAACUGGCAAGGAUGGACGAGUCAGGGUGGUCGUGGUCAAGACUGCUCAGGGCCAGUACAAGCGUGGGAUCACGGAGAUCGCCAUAUUACCAAUAAACCACGAUUAA
Molecule: messenger RNA, 3093 nt
Organism: Wyeomyia smithii (pitcher-plant mosquito)
Lineage: Eukaryota; Metazoa; Arthropoda; Insecta; Diptera; Culicidae
Exons: 2
Coding region: 1-3093 (1030 amino acids)
Biological process (GO): DNA integration
Molecular function (GO): nucleic acid binding
Source: RefSeq, a predicted model, not a curated record